AUGGGCAAAUUGCAAACCCUUCUAGAGGAGUUUAAAGCAGCAUUCAACAGCGACAAUGUGGAAGCUCAGCUUCGAAUACACGAAAAAAUUGAAAAAUAUCACAAUCAGCACCCCAAUCUCAAAAAAACUUCACAAAAAUGUGUUGAGUACAAAAAAUUCCUCGAAGAGACAGAUUGCUUCGAUAUGUGCCUAGAACUACUACUAAACAGCGGCUGAGAUCUAGAAUACGAAGGCAGUGAGAUUCUCGUCGAAAGUCGAGGUUCUGGUGCAGAUUUCAUGUCGAGGGCAAGUCUCGUGAUUAAUGCUCCACUUUUAUCCACAAUAUCAGUCAUCACUGAAGUUGAUUUACUGAGUACAUGGUAUUUUCUAUAAAGGGUCCAAGUUUUAAAUGGAGUCGAGACAAUUGCAGAGCCCACAAAUUCACGAAAACUCGGCUUUUAUAAUUUUUGGUUUCCAUGGCCUCUCUCUGAUAGGCAGUGCGUGCUGGAAUUUAGCACGUAUCCUGUAAAAUCCGAGCAAGGAAUUCUGUUUAUGAUGAAAACCCCUGAAAACUCCAAGUAUUUAAAUAUAGGGCUUUACCUUGAAUAGCCCGAUAACGGGCUGGCUUCAUCCCGUUAUCGGGCUAUUCAAGGGAACGCCCUAUAUCGACAUUCCCGGCCCUGUCGAAGGCUUAGUUAGGAUGAAUAUUCCGAUCGGUGGGGUUUUUGUGCAAUAUAUUUCUCCUAUGCUAACUAAGGUUGUUAUUGUAGUGCAGGCGAAUGGAAAUAUUGUAAAUUUCUAUUUAGAGCUCAUUGCCGGACUGGUUAUUUAACUUCGGGACAAAGAGAAUCAUGUACUACCUGAUGGAUGCGCUCAGGAAUCAAAUUUUGAACUUCCAAGGAAGUGUUUACGAGAGAAGGGUCACUGAGAGAGAAGGAUACUAUAGAUUUCUUUGCCAGUAUAUACAACAAAACAUCGGAGAUUAA
Molecule: messenger RNA, 965 nt
Organism: Blepharisma stoltei
Lineage: Eukaryota; Ciliophora; Heterotrichea; Heterotrichida; Blepharismidae
Source: the annotation of a GenBank genome assembly